Molecule: messenger RNA, 4714 nt
Organism: Phragmites australis (common reed)
Lineage: Eukaryota; Viridiplantae; Streptophyta; Magnoliopsida; Poales; Poaceae
Product: protein STICHEL-like
Exons: 7
Coding region: 611-4216 (1201 amino acids)
Biological process (GO): DNA-templated DNA replication; DNA repair
Cellular component (GO): DNA polymerase III complex; DNA replication factor C complex; nucleus
Molecular function (GO): DNA clamp loader activity; DNA-directed DNA polymerase activity; DNA binding
Source: RefSeq, a predicted model, not a curated record
UACUCACAGAUUCUGAGUCUCCUCCUGCGAUCAAAUACUUUGAGGGCAAGUGAUCUUCCGUUUCGUGCUAGUUUUCCCGCCAAGCACAUAGGAACGGAAAAGGCUCGGCCCAAGUUCCAGCUCAGUUCCCUUUUCCCAGCCUUCUCACUUCUCAGUCGUUUCUCUCUCUCUCUCUCUCUCUCCAACCCCCUCCCCCACAGCCCCGUCCAGAUCCAGAUGGGACCUCCACUGCUGCUCCACGCCGCUCUCCUCUGACCCCGCCCUCUCCACCGUCCCCACCGCCGGCGUGAUCUCCUCUUUCCCCACUGCCGGUUUGUCCCACCGUCCCCUGCUGCCGUCCACCUGGAGUGCAGAGCAGCCGCCGGUUCCCCGCUCCACCCGCCGCCGCCGUCCGCAGAAGAGCCCCGCCUCCUGGAGUGAAGACCCGCCGCCACCGCACUCCACAGAAGCUGCCGCCUCCGCCUCCGCCGCCGCCGGAAGGAAGACCCGACUCCCUGGACUGAAGCCGUCCAACCCCCACCAUCAAACAUACAUAGACGGGAUACACUACAUUUGUCUGUUUGGAUUUUGCUUCCUUUUAAUCUGUCACUAUAUCUCUUGUCCUUCAAUUAUGGCAGCUAUGGUUGAAGGGUGUGUUGGUCCAAGUGAGCUUCACCUGAAGAAGGAACUCACUGCCUUAAGAAAGGCACGGUUCUUGCGUGAUCCUGAAACAUGCUCAUCCUGGAGGUCCCCUUUAAGUUCUAAAUCAUUCUUGACAACUUCUGGUGUUAUACAUCACAAUGAGAUCAGUGGUAGUUUAUCUCAAAAGCAUACAGAGCCAGCUGCUGCGCCUCCCAGAAGUGAAAAGAAAAGGAAAAAUGUUUAUCUCUACAAUUGGAGGCAUCAUUCUAACAAAUCCAGUGAAAGUGGGAUAAAGUUAGAUGCGGAUGAUAGACAAGCCUCAACAGUAUGUAGCCUGGAAAGCCCAUGCAUUUCUAAUGGUAUGGACUCUAUGAGUGACACAUGCCUGGAAGUUCCUGUCAGCAUAUACAGUGUUCAAGGCUCAAAUUCAUGCACUCCUGUUAAAAGAACUAUUAGAAAGGUGAGGAGGAGUUCAUUCUCAAAGAAAGGAGCAAUCAGAAAUUCAACCGUUUCAAAGUUGCUAGAUCUCCAUGUAAACUCUGGUGAGCAGUCUGAGGAUACUGAGAACUACAACUCAGAGAAUCACGAGCAGCUUCAGAAGGGAGGCUAUUUUUCUCGCUCUACAUCACCGCUAUUUGCUGCGUCUGGAUGUCUUAGCUCAUCGAAUCCUUCUAAGCUGUUGAGAGUGUCAAGAAGAGAAGGAUCUUCCUUUUCUUGCACUCCGGUCUCCACUAGCUCCUAUUACAGGUACAAAGGCAGGAAUCCUAGUACUGUAGGUUCAUGGGAUGGGACAACGGCUGCUUCACUUGAUGACGAUGGGCUGAACCAACCAGGAUUGUUGAGAAGUCAAAGGUGUGGCAUUCCUUGCUACUGGUCAAAGAGGAGUAAACACAAUGGAUCUGAAAGGAGUUGUUCUCCUUCACUUUCUGAUACACUUAGAAGAAAAGGCAGCAGCCUUUUAUGUGGGAGUCAGACAAUGCAUAGAAGGAAGAAAUCAUCUGGCUCCAAUAAAUUUGGAUAUCUUAAAAAAUCUUCCCAAGGUGUGCCACUGUUGGGUGAUAGUAGUCAUUUUGCUUAUUCAUCAUUUGAUUCAGCAAGUGAUGAAGUCUCAACCAUCUUUGGAGAAAUAGAUCUGGAAGCUUUGAGUCGUUUGGAUGGUAGAAGGUGGUCAAGUUGUAAAAGCCAGGAUGGGAUUGCACUGUCUGUGAGUGGAGCUGAUCAUGUAGUUUCAGACCACAGAAGCUUGAGCCAGAAAUAUCGACCAAGGUCAUUUCAUGAAAUUGUUGGUCAAAAUUUUGUAGUACAAUCACUUAGUAACGCCAUAAUAAGGGAGAGAAUAGCCCCAGCAUAUCUGUUCCAUGGGCCACGUGGGACAGGAAAAACAUCUGCCGCAAGAAUAUUUUCAGCAGCUUUAAGUUGUGCUGCCAUUGGAGAGAGCAAACCCUGUGGAAUUUGUACAGAGUGUAGUGACUUUUUCACUGGAAAUGGAAUUAAUCUAAUUGAGGUUGAUGCUAGCAACAGAAAAGGUAUAAACAGAAUUAGGCACUUGAUUGAAAAUAUACCACCGUCUGCAACUUCUUCACGAUACAAAGUAUUUGUUGUUGAUGAAUGCCAUAUGGUAUCUUCUAAAGUCUGGUCAGCAUUUAUGAAAUUUCUUGAUGAACCAUUACCUCGUGUUGUCUUCAUAUUUAUAACAAUAGACCCUGAAAAUCUCCCUCGUUCUGUCAUAUCACGUUGUCAGAAAUACAUGUUCGCCAAGAUCAAAGACAUUGACAUAGUCUGCCGGUUGAGAAAAAUUUCUGUGAAGGAAAACCUUGAUGUUGAAUUGGCCGCUUUAGAUUUAAUAGCACUAAAUUCAGAUGGAUCGUUGAGAGAUGCAGAGACAAUGUUAGAUCAGCUGUGUUUACUAGGGAAGAAGAUAACACCAUCACUUGUAAAUGAUCUGGUUGGGGUUGUAUCCGAGGAGAAACUCCUUGACCUUUUGGAGAUAGCCAUGUCAUCAGACACUGCCGAAACAGUCAAAAGGUCGAGAGAGCUGAUGGAUUCUGGUGUUGAUCCAAUGGCAUUAAUGUCACAAUUAGCUGGGCUCAUAAUGGAUAUCAUUGCUGGGACCUAUAGAUUAGCGGACCCUACUUGCAGUGGAGAUGGAAUUGGUGGUCGAAAUAUAACUGAUGCUGAGUUGGAAAGAUUACAACAAGCAUUGAGGAUUCUUUCUGAUGCUGAAAAACAAAUAAGACUUUCAAGUGAGCGUUCGACAUGGUUCACGGCAGCUUUACUUCAGCUUGGUUCUGGUCAUAAUUCAGAAAUAACCCAAUCAAGAAGCAGCAGUAAGCAAAGCGCUAAAGCAACCAGUGAAACUGUGAUGGAAGCAGUGAGAGAAUCCUCUGCUAGCAGGACUACAUUUCAUCCUUUAUUCACUUUUCGCGAUUCAAAGAAAACAUUGGAUCUCAAAACAACCAGUGGGCACUCCAGUCCUCGGGGCCUUGCUUCAUUAUCUUCCAGGAUGAGACCCAAUGACAACGUGAUUUAUGGAGAGUGUAGGUCUGUUGAUAGAGCAUUACUGGAUUCUGCUCAAACAAGUAUUUCUUCUGAGCAAAGGCCUAUGAAUAGUGGAAUCUCUGAUAACCUUACCCGAAUUUGGAAGAAAUGCAUAGAAAACUGCCACUCCAAGACAUUGCGGCAGCUGCUCUAUGAUCAUGGCAAACUUGCAUCUCUCAAAGAAUGUGAAGGCACCAUUGUUGCUUUCAUAGCAUUCGAGGACAACAAUAUAAAGUUUCGAGCCCAAAGAUUUGUUAGCAGCAUCAGAAAUUCAAUGGAAACUGUACUGAAAUGCAAUUUGGAAGUCAGGAUUGGUUUAAUGCAAGAAUUUCUUGCCGGAGGACGAAAGCAUGAUAACUACCCGGAUGAAACAGUUGAGUCUGAUGUCUUGAGUUACUCAGCAAACAGUGAACGACUAAAGGGAGUUCUGAACCCAUCAAGAAAUUUAGAUUAUUCUGAAGAGAUUGGUAAAAAAACGGAGCAAUAUAGCAGUACUUCAGCUGCCGGUGGUGGACUGCGGUCAAACAAUGUUCCCAUGAUCAUCUCUGAUGGAAAUUCAGGAAUACAUAGAAUAAGAGGGCAGGUGGUCUCUGUGGAACAGUCGAAGACUGCAGCUCUUGAUGAGCAAAGGUUAGAGAGCGCAUGGCUCCAGGCUGUUGAGAAACACACACAUGGUAUGUUAAAUCAAGCAAGACCUGCGAGAAAUCAAGUGCUUCCACAAGCUGGUAGUCACCACCACGGGAGCUCCUCAAUGCCCAGGCCCACGCCCACCAUUGUUCCCUCAAUGCAUGUUGACAAGAAUCUGACUAAUGAAAUGAAAGCCUUAAAGAUCAGUGACAGUCAUGGUCCCCCCAAAAGCCAGAAUGUACAAAUGGAGAAUGGUUAUGCUAUUUCACCAAGUCUCUUGCACAGAAACAACCAUUUGGCGAAUUGUGACAAUGAGAGUGUGGUUUCUGAGUCCGGAGCAUCAGGUUGUCACGGGCUCUUCCCCUGCUGGAAAACUGAAAAAUCGAAAAGAAGAAAGGGAAAAGGACAGAUACGGUUGAGGUCCUCUUGAAUUGGCAGUUGAUGAUAAAGGGAAUAUUGUCCCUGGGCUGCUGAAAACGGUUGAGAAAAUGCCGUGCCUCACAAAGCCGCAUUGCUUCAUUCUCUCUAGAGGAUUUAUGAUGACCAAAUCACUAUACUUUCCUUGCAUCUGUGAUUCUGCUCUGAGAAUUCGGCAUUUUCGACGCACGAACUCAGCAAGGGUCAUCAAAGUUGGAUAUUCAGCGGAAAUGUUGACGGGCAUGCGGAUUUUAACAAAUCAAUCUGAUUCAUUUAUGUUUCUUGUACAGACAUUUGGAUGUGUAGUCCCUUUCCAAGUCGCAGGGCCGAGGCGCUCGGCGCAGUUAGCAAACAUGCAUUAGUACUUUAUUUUUUGUGCAUUAUCUUUGGUACUUUAUUUGACAGCAUCCGAGUUUACCUUUCAUUUGUUAUUCUACCAACCCUUUUUGUUAGACAAAUGGAAGACCUUAUGUCGUUGACUUGUGAUUUUAUUAUCAAAUUUGUACAAGAA